Messenger RNA from Metarhizium album ARSEF 1941, 804 nucleotides. Its product is annotated as oxidoreductase, 2OG-Fe(II) oxygenase family. NCBI's taxonomy places the organism in Eukaryota, Fungi, Ascomycota, Sordariomycetes, Hypocreales, Clavicipitaceae. The transcript is spliced from 3 exons. The record is from RefSeq and is a predicted model, not a curated record. Gene Ontology annotation, molecular function: dioxygenase activity. Bases 1 to 804 code for a protein of 267 amino acids.
AUGUCUUCCAACAACAAGAUGGCCUCCCUGGCCGUGGUUGACUACGAAGCCCUCGCAAACAAAGACGCCGGUGAGAUCCAGCGGCUCGUGACGGCCUGCCAAACGGUGGGCAUGUUCUACCUGAACCUCGGGAGUUCCAACAUGAGCACCGUCCUCGAGGACGUACCAGCCAUCUUCCAUACCGGGCAUGCCUUCUUCAAUCUUCCGCGAAAUGGCGAGGAAAAGACGCAAAGCGCCCGCGAGGGCAUGGAGCGAGGUUACCACGCCGGCAAGGGGUUCGAAUAUUACGAGAUUCCACGGGACGAGUACCAAGGCGGCAAAUGGCUCUUGCCGGCCACGUUCGAGCCGGAAAAGGAGCGCAUCACGCGCACCAUGGAUUGCUUCCACCGGGCCAUCCAGACGGUCAUUGCCGAGCUGUCUGCCGCCGUGGGCAUCAGCAUCCCCGAGAUAAGCGACGACGCCGCCAUGCCCAGCGACACGGCUCUCAAGCUGCUGUACAAGCCCCCGAUGCAUGAGGCAGGCCAUGUUAUUCACCCCUGGCACACCGAUUUCGGCCUCGCUACCCUGCUGUGGUACGACGAGGUGACGACGCAGAUUCCAGUCUACGACAAGGAGGGGAAGCAGACGGAUGACUGGGAGACGGUUCCGGUCGUCGAUGGAGCUGUGCUUGUCAACAUCGCGGAUGAGCUCGCGGCCAGGUCGGGCGGACGCCUGCACUCGACGGUGCACCGCGUCGUAGCGCCCCCGGGACCCAAGAGGGUGAGGAACGGCAUGAUCUAUCUUCUCCGGCCGUACAAGGCUUGA